UCUUGUUAUUAGGAAGGUUGUGAGAGAGACCGGUAGAGGACACAUUGGUCUCGGUGCAUCAUAACUCAGCUGUUUUAUCUCACUCAGCCUCUCACAUCAGGGAUAUUCCUCCAAAUUUUCCCCCCGAAGAUGGGACAUGUAUUCUCCCACUACAUAGGUGACCCAGCGACCACGCCGGACUACACUAAGGAACCAACAUUUGACCCUCUUUAUGGCUUCUCUGAGGGCAGGAAGGAAAGGGUAAAGUUAGCCACAAAGGAGCAAAUGGAGUCGGUGCAGCUGCCCCUGGAUAAGCGGGACUACUGCGCACAUCUGGCCAUCAAGCACCGGGCGUGUCGGGAAAGGGUGUGGCCGUUCACCUACCAGUGUGCACACGAAAAGCACGAGUAUCUUAAUUGUGAAUAUGACGAUUAUGUGUUGAGAUUGAAGGAAUAUGAACGAGAACGCCGUCUGUUGGAACGAGCGAAGAGGAAGGCAGCAAAAGUCGCAAGGGAAGAAGAAUAACAAACAUAGCUGGUUUAGCAUAUACUGUACUGUAUCCCUCUUCCCCCAACCUGCAUAAGUUGUGACGACUUGUGGUACCUUACACCUGUGUCUUCACCAACAUUUGUUAUCUUUUUUGGAAAAGUGCAAAUUAACUGGAUGUUGUCCCCUGUGAAAACACCAACCAUCAGGAGACUGUUGCUACUUUACAUCACCUUUAAAUGUUAUAGAUUCAACUUUUCAUUUGUUGUUUUCACAUGGAAUUCUAUCCUGAACUACCAGUGCAAAACAUUUAUUUAGUAUUUAUUAUUACAUUAUGGGUGUUAGGUCUUGUACAGAACAGUACCACUACAUAGAUUUAUUCAUAGUUGGGAGACUGGUAUUUUAUUGUAUUAAUAUUAUUACACACUUUAAUUGUAUCACCACUGGUACUUUUCCAAUGAUUAAACAUUGACAGGUGGAUUCUUCUGAUGUAAAUAUUAAAUACAUUGAGAUAAAAUAAAUGUAAAUACUUG
Molecule: messenger RNA, 998 nt
Organism: Homarus americanus (American lobster)
Lineage: Eukaryota; Metazoa; Arthropoda; Malacostraca; Decapoda; Nephropidae
Gene: ND-B18
Product: NADH dehydrogenase [ubiquinone] 1 beta subcomplex subunit 7-like
Exons: 3
Coding region: 130-504 (124 amino acids)
Cellular component (GO): mitochondrion
Source: RefSeq, a predicted model, not a curated record